CCAAUGUUGGUGGGAAACGAGAAUGUCAUCCCGGUCACCGAAGCGCUUCUUGCUUUCACUGUCUUCUGCUUCACCUUCUUCAUCAUCAAAUCCUUCCAGCGGCAGACUCCACGUGGACUGAAGAGACUCCCAGGGCCAAGGGGUUACCCCUUGAUCGGCAACGUACUGGAUCUGGGGAAGAACCCGCAUCUGAGUCUGACCCGGAUGAGCCAGAAAUACGGGGACGUGAUGAAGAUACACAUUGGCACAAGACCAGUGGUUGUGCUGAGUGGCUUAGAAACCCUCAGGCAGGCCCUGGUCAAGCAGGGGGAGGCCUUCAUGGGACGCCCAGACCUGUAUAGCUUCCGACAAAUUUCCGAUGGCCAGAGCUUGGCCUUUGGGAGGGAGCCAGGGGAAAUAUGGCGCGCCCGCAAGAGUCUCGUUUUGAGAGCCCUGCGGAGCUUCUCAGCCGCUCCCAGCCUUGCGUCCUGCUCCACCAGUCUUCUGGAGGAGCACAUCUCUAAAGAAGCGGAGUGCCUGGUUGCAAAGCUGUUGCAGGUCAUGGAGGAAGGCAAGAGCUUCGACCCCAUUCGGUACAUGGUGAUCUCGGUGGUCAAUGUCACUUGUGCCCUCAGCUUUGGCAGCCGCUACAGUCACGAAGACCAGGAGCUGCUCACCAUUGUGAAUAUGACGCACGAAACGGAGGAACUCUUCGGAGCAGGAAGCCCGGCAGAUUUCAUCCCAGUCCUCCAGUAUCUCCCCAACCCCACCAUGAAGAAGUUCAAGGAGCUCGACAAGCUGUUCCUUGCUUUCCUUCAAAAGCACAUCAAUGAGCAUUAUGAGAACUUCUGCAAGGACAACAUCCGAGACAUCACAGAUUCAUUGAUUAUGCAAAGCCAGGAACAGAAAAUUGUGACUAAUCGUGGCUCCCGUGUGCAUCUCCCAGAGGAGAAGAUCGUUAAUCUUGUGAACGAUCUUGUUGGCGCCAGUUUUGAUACGGUGACAACGGCUUUAUCGUGGAGCCUCAUGUAUCUGGUGGCCUACCCAGAAAUUCAGAAGAAGAUCCAGGCAGAACUAGACCAAACUGUGGGGGGAGAGAGGAACCCGCGGCUGUCUGAUCGCCCCAUGCUGCCCUACACCGAAGCCUUUAUCUUGGAGGUCUUCAGGCAUUCGUCCUAUUUCCCGUUUACGAUCCCCCACUGCACCACCCAAGACACAGUGCUGAACGGCUUCUGGAUCCCGAAGGAUACGUGCGUCUUUAUCAACCAAUGGCAAGUCAACCACAAUGAGAAGCUUUGGAAGGACCCGUCCUCGUUCAGCCCAGAGCGCUUCCUCACGGCGGAAGGCACGGGAAUCGACAGGGCCAAGAGCGAGAAGGUCUUGGUGUUUGGACUGGGCAAGAGGAGGUGCAUCGGGGAGUCCAUAGCCCGCCAGGAGGUCUUCCUCUUCCUGGCCUCUCUGCUGCAUGCACUGGAGUUCAGCAUCUGUGAUGGGAAGCCCGUGGACCUGACCCCUUGCUACGGGCUGGUGAUGAAGCACAAGCGAUGCGACCGUUUCCAGGUGAAACAGCGGAUCCAGAAGCGGCGCUCUGAGGGAGCUGUGGAGAAUUCCUUUGGCCAGGGACCCACGAAACCCUUUCCAGCUGUUCCCAGUCGCUGUAGUGCAGGGGAUGAUGGGAAGGGAAGCUAA
Messenger RNA from Varanus komodoensis (Komodo dragon), 1668 nucleotides. Its product is annotated as cytochrome P450 1A5-like. Gene Ontology annotation, molecular function: iron ion binding; heme binding; steroid 17-alpha-monooxygenase activity. Lineage: Eukaryota; Metazoa; Chordata; Lepidosauria; Squamata; Varanidae. The record is from RefSeq and is a predicted model, not a curated record. The coding region runs from base 4 to 1668 and encodes 554 amino acids. The transcript has 6 exons. Gene Ontology annotation, biological process: hormone biosynthetic process; progesterone metabolic process.